CAAUGGCUGACAGUCCCGCCCGCCCCAUCCAGGCACGCUGCCACCUGCUGAGGGAUAAAAUCCAGGAGCCCAGGUGUUGGGGUGUCAGGAGAGCGCUGCCAUGAAGGGCUCUGGGGCUCUGCUGCUCCUGGCGCUUGCCUUACUCUGCAUCUGUGGGUCAGCCACUGCUGAGGAUGACAAUGAGUUCUUCAUGGAGUUCCUGCAGACACUGCUGGUGGGGACCGUAGAGGAGCUGUUGGAGGGGCCGCUGGGCAAGUACAACGUUAACGAGGGUGCCAGGGCGGCACUGACAGAGCUCAAGUCCUGCCUGGAUGGCCUGCAGCCGGUGCACAAAGAGGACCUGCUCAAGCUGCUGAUGCAAGUGCUGGGCGGGGAGGACAGCUCGUGAGUGAGGCCUGAAUGGACCCAGGCAGCCCCAGGACCAGCAGCACAAGCAGCUGUGGACAUGGACACGCCGCCACCUCCUUCUCCCCAUGUGUAAAAAU
Messenger RNA from Ochotona curzoniae (black-lipped pika), 485 nucleotides. It is a transcript of the gene SCGB1C1, whose product is annotated as secretoglobin family 1C member 1. The record is from RefSeq and is a predicted model, not a curated record. The coding region runs from base 101 to 388 and encodes 95 amino acids. NCBI's taxonomy places the organism in Eukaryota, Metazoa, Chordata, Mammalia, Lagomorpha, Ochotonidae. The transcript has 3 exons.